Molecule: messenger RNA, 5812 nt
Organism: Cryptomeria japonica (Japanese cedar)
Lineage: Eukaryota; Viridiplantae; Streptophyta; Pinopsida; Cupressales; Cupressaceae
Product: histone-lysine N-methyltransferase SUVR5
Exons: 15
Coding region: 434-4987 (1517 amino acids)
Cellular component (GO): nucleus
Molecular function (GO): histone methyltransferase activity; zinc ion binding; protein binding
Source: RefSeq, a predicted model, not a curated record
AAGGGGCUAGGAGCAUCCCUAGGGUGCGUUAAGACGGGGGGGUUCGUAAAGAGGGAGAUCAAAGGGGUAAAGACUUCUUUGGAUCUAGAACGAUAUAUUAUUAUUGAAAACAUGGAUCCAUCCAUCUCCUCUCUUACAGCUUCUACACAAUAUGCAGGACGAGAAUGAAGAUGACCCAAUUGUAUACAUCAUCAUUCCCAACGGCUACAUAAAUAACCAUGAAGUGGCGUGUAGUGAUGUGGCAUGUUUUUGCUGAGGCAAAAACAAUGUACUAGAGAUCCUGGAGCUUGCAUGCACCUUGUAGUUCACUAAACAAUUUGGUGUUCAAUUAGUAGGGCACCAUAGGCUUCAUCGAUCAUGAGGAAUCCUUAAGCAGAUUAUUUGGAGAUCUUUGCGGGUUUGACAUUUAAGGUUCCAUGAAUUUCAAGCAAAUAUGGAGGUUGCCUACAGUCUAGAAAGCCAAAAUGAUAGAGAUUCUGAUAGUUGUCAACAAGAAACAAGAAAUGAGUCGUUGUCAUGGAUCAAUGAGACAGGUGCCGUUCAAGUUAAAGCUGAAGAAACAAAACAAAAUGAUGUAAGAGCAAUCUGGGUUAAGAAAUGUUUGCUCUUAGACUGCAGCCAUCGCAAGUGGAGGGGGAAGUGGCAGCCAGGGAUACAGUGUUCUACUGAUGACUGCCCUUCUGCAACCUUGAAAGGAAAACCUACAUCUGAGCGCAAAAAUUAUACUGUAGUUUACUUUCCUCACAGCCGAAGUCAUUGUUGGGCAGAUUCACAGCUUAUCUGCCCAAUUACUGAGAAACCAGAACCACUUGCUUAUGGCACCCAUGAAAGUGGAUUUGCACUGGUAGAGGACUUGCAAACCCCAAGGCGAUUUAUGAUGCAGAGUCUUGCAGUUGCUAUGUUUGAUAUUAGUGAUCAACUUCACAUUGAGGCUGUUGUAGAAAGUGCACGAGAUGUAAAUGUGUGGAGAGAAUUUGCAAGAGAGGCUGGUCGCUGCAAAAAUUAUUCUGAUAUAGGAAGAAUGUUGGUCAAGCUUCACAGUAUGAUAUUGGAAGUGUUCAUCAGCCCCACAUGGACGAAAAAUUCAUUUGACUUGUGGAAGCAACAAUGUGAGAAUGCACAGAACACAGAGUCCACUGAGAUUCUUACCAAGGAAUUGACUGAUUCAGUUUUAUGGGAUGAUGUUGCAAAGCUUUGGGAUGCCCCUGUUCAGCCUAACCUGGGGUCAGAUUGGAAAACAUUGAAAGGAGAGUGCAUGAAAUGCUUUUCAACAUCUUAUCCUUCCUCAACAUCCAGAGAUGAGGGAGAAGAUGAUAAGAGGGCCUAUUCUCAAGAAACGAGCAUCACAAAACUUGAAGUCUGCAGGAAACGCCCAAAACUUGAAAUUCGCCGUGGAGAAAUGCGCUUGUCAGAUAUAAAAGAUGUGCAUGAAUCUCAACUUCCAGCUCAUAACGAAGUUUUUGAUUCCAUGAUUGCCAACCAACAAGAAGAGAGUACAAAUCAAGAGCUUUCAUUUCCUAAACUAGAAGGGCUAACAAACGACUGUCAAGAAGCUGUGGCUACCACAUGGUUUGAAGUUAAGGAUAAUAGUGAGUAUCCUUUUACUCCUCAUCCCAGUGGAUAUCAGGAAACACCCAUUGCAGAAUCUAAAUCAAGUAGCAAGAAUCAGUUGACAGCCAGUGGUGAGCACCGGUAUCGACAAUGUUCAGCCUUCAUAGAAACAAAGGGAAGACAAUGUAGCCGAUGGGCAAGUGAUGGAAGCAUCUAUUGUUGUAAGCAUUUAAAUUCAUCCACUCCGGAUAAUGCUAACAAAUUGGACCAGGUUGUAUCUCUUUUCAAGUCUCCAAUUUGCCAAGGUAUGACAACUUAUGGAAAGCGAUGUACACAUCGAUGUAAAAAUGGAUCAUCAUUUUGUCUUAAGCAUUUGCCUCAAGAACUACCAGAGAGUAAUAAGACACCCAGUACGAGUGCUUUAGUUACUAAUAAUAAGAGAGCGAGGUUAUCAGUUGAGGGGCAGUUCUCAGAUGACAAUGCACCAUCAGCAGGUUUAGGUUGUGAAGAAACUAAACAAGAUAAAUCAAAUCUGAAUCUCAUAUCAGAUGCAGACUUUAAAGACGAGGAUUUAUCUGAGAAAUCAACUCAGAGGUGGAGCAAUGAUAGUGGCACUGUUGGGAGGAACCAAAGGAUUGAAUUUCAGUCUCAAAGCACUCUGGCACAAGAAAGGUCUACUGCUAAGGUUCCCUAUCAGAGUGCAAGUUGGUCACGUUGUAUUGGAUGGUGUAGGAACAAUAGUGGCCAGUGUUCUCACAAGGCAAAGCCAGGUACUUCAUAUUGCGAAAAGCAUCUUCCAAGCUCACUUGCGCAUGAGGGAAAGGUUGGUGAUAGACACGUUUCAACAGAGAUUCUGAACCAACUUUUGAAAUCUACUAGCUCUGAAAAAAAUAGAAACUAUUUACUCCGGGCUUCAGAUAUGUUGCAUGAGGUCAUGAAUGUUUGUCUUUCAGAGGGGACUACCUAUCGUUCAAAUUCUAAGGGAAGAAUUGUGGAUUGGAUUCUUGGAGAGGCAUCAAAAGAUUUAAAAUCUGCAGAAGCUCUGUUGAAAAUUGUUUCAGGUGAAAAGGAAAAGCUUGGCAGACAUCUGGGGAUUGAAGAAGCAGGAGAGGGCAGUGCUGCAAUAGUUACAUGGACUGCUGAUGCAAAGGAUCAAUUUUCAGUUUCUUCAGCGGAGGAUGAUGGAAUGCACAACUCUAGUAGAGAGAUUGGAAUACUUGAUUCUAGAACAUUUGGGAACUAUGCUUCUAAUGAUGAUCAAAUGCUAAGAUGUAAGCUUUGUGGAGGGGAGUAUUCUGAUACCCAGUCUCUUGGAUACCACUGGAUCACUUUUCAUAAAAAGGAAGCUCAGUGUUUUUUUAGAGGAUAUGCAUGUCGUAUAUGCAAUAGUCCCUUUACCAACAAGAGAGGUCUUGAGAGACAUGUGAAGGUCCACCAUGCCGAAAGCUUGCUAGAACAGUGUGUAUUAACUUCAUGCAUACAUUGUGGUAGCCAUUUCAUGAACUAUGAGCAACUAUGGCAACAUGUUGUAUCUGCUCAUUCAGAUGAGUUCAUCCGAUCAGUAGGUAUCUUAGAACAGGUCAAGGGUUCAAAUUCUUUGGUGCCUACUGAAACUGAGGGAGGCAUUGACAUACAAAAUGAACUCCCAGUGUCCAUGAAUUCUAAACAGGAAGCAAGUCCUAUGUUUGGCAUUUUUCAACAUGCAUCUACGAGUAUUGGAAGUGUAGUUAAGGAUAAAGGUCCUGUAAAUCGUAAUACUCCUCGUAGGUACACCUGUAGAUUCUGUGGGUUGAAGUUUCAUCUUCUUCCAGAUCUCGGUCGUCAUCACCAAGCUGAACACAUGGGUACCACCUCGAAUCAGUCCCCUCAGCCAAAGAGAAGAAAAGAGAUACUUUCUACAAAAUGGAGGGCUAACAAGGUCGCAUCUAAAUUAACACAGAAGGUUAGCUCAUCUCUUGGACUUAAACAUGCAUCCAUUAUUGCCAGAAAAAAGCUCUCAGAAAAAUUUAAUGUGCACAAUUCAAUAAUGAUGAAUGGAUGUUCAGAGAAGCAUGGAAAAAGUGAAAAAGAAGACAAACCUCCAGAUUUUUGUUCUUCAGCUGUGGCUGAGAUGUUAUUAGCUGAAGUUCAGAAAGCAAGACCUUGGCCCAGUAACCAGGAAAUCCUUGGCAUGGCCCGUUUGGCUUGCUGCAGAUUCAAUCUGCAUGCCACUUUGGAAGAAAAGUAUGGUACUUUGCCUGAGCGCCUCUACAUAAAGGCUGCCAGAUUGUGUAGUGAAGCAAAUAUUAGAGUUGAAUGGCACAUGGAAGGUUUUGUUUGUCCUAAAGAAUGUAAAGCUAAGGACAAUGUCAAACCUCUUGUCAUAUUGACUCCUCUUCCUGAUGUGCAAUUUCAUUCUUUGCCAGCUCAGUUGGAUGAUCGAGAAACAGUUUCUGAAGAGAUUGGCAAUGGGAAUAUAUGGGAGAAAGCUGAAAGUCACGUGGUUCUCACCUCAACUCACUUUGGAGGAACUCAUUACAGAAAAAUGCUUGUGAUCUGUGAAGAUUUGAGCUUUGGGAAAGAAGCGACAUCAAUACCUUGUGUGAUCGAUGAAGAUUUAGUGGAUCCAUCUACCUAUGCUCUCUUUAAAGAGGGUAAUGAUUUAAUCAUUAAAAAAUAUAUGCAAAAUUUCUGCUAUAUCACGGAAAGGCUUCUAGACCCUUCACUUGGUCUUGAUACAAAGAGUUCACAACUGGGAUGCACUUGCACACAACCACAGUGCUCUCCUGAAUCGUGUGAUCACGUUUAUCUCUUUGACAAUGACAAUGAUGAUGCAGAAGAUAUCUAUGGACAACGCAUGCAUGGAAGAUUUCCAUAUGACAGUAAAGGUCGAAUUAUUUUGGAGGAAGGGUACUUGGUAUAUGAAUGCAACUCUAUGUGCAGCUGUUAUAAAGAAUGUCCAAAUCGGGUGCUGCAGAAGGGUGUGCAAGUCAAAAUUGAAGUUUAUAAAACAAAGCAGAAGGGCUGGGCAGUUAGAGCUGUACAAACAAUUUUGCGUGGAACAUUCAUUUGUGAGUACCUUGGAGAAGUCUUGAAUGAUCAGGAGGCGAACAAAAGAGGGGAGAGGUAUGACAAUGAAGGCUGUAGCUAUUUGUAUGAUAUCGAUGCUCAUAUUGAUGCAAGCGAUUUGGGUGAUGGGGUACAACCAUAUGUCAUUGAUGCUACCAAGUAUGGGAAUGUCGCUCGCUUUAUAAACCACAGUUGCUCACCAAACCUAGUAAAUUAUCAAGUUUUGGUGGAGAGCAUGGAUUGCCAGCUUGCACAUAUUGGUCUUUAUGCAAGUCGAGAUAUUGCCAUUGGGGAAGAGCUGGCUUAUGAUUAUCGCUACAAACUACUACCGGGCAAAGGAUGCCCCUGUCACUGUGGGGCAAGUAAUUGCCGGGGAAGAUUGUACUAGGCAGUUGCUUUUGCAGUAUACCAGAUGUAGACUUUUCAAUUAUUUCUACUCAUGAAUACUAUUAAUGGUAUUGGGGGCCAAAAGUUCUCACUCUUCAGAUGAUAAUCUCACUUCAUAUCUGAUCCCCUAAAGAAAGUUACAGGGCUCUAUCAUAAACAUACAUACGGAAAUGGCUCUGCCUAUGUGAUGUUGGAGCUGAGCCUGUUAUGGUUCAGUUUCAAAGCUGCAAACAUCAUAGAUUUUGGAUGAAAGUAAACGAUUGUGACCUCAUCUUACUGGUAAGGUUAGCCAAGCAGAAAUUGUACAUUCUGGUUUUGGAAGGACCUGGUCACAAUUUAUUCAAGAUAAUAUUCUGAAAGAGAAUAAAAGAUGGCAGACUCAUAGUGAGGUAGUCUGUUUAAUAUAGUAGCUUUUAGUUGAACAAUUGAAUAUGAGGAUUUUUAGUUUUCCAUCAAAAUUAAGCCACAAAUUACUGCUGCUCUUCAGAAAGGAAUUAUCACAUUUAAUUAUUGGAUAAGGGAAGCAGAAAAUAGGCAUGCUGAACUUAUGUGAUUUUUCUGCAGGCAUCUUAAUGAUGGUAAAUCAUUUUGGGUCAGAACCCCCACAAGAUAGCUGAAAAUGAAGUUAGUUUCUUUGUCAUACUCUAGUGAUUUUAUGCGGGAGCAAAGUCUUUGGAAGCUGUGUGUACUGUGCCAGAGUUACGUUGUUCAAUUGAUGCACCAGAGAAAUGUAUUAUAUUAUUUUUGAUAAAAGUGGCAUUGUCUCACUUUUCAUUGUGGUUAUUUUACUCAAUUUAAGCAAACUGGCCUUUACUGCUUCAUUUCA